AUGUCAAUAUGCUUGGGCAGUCGGUUAUUAUAUUUUCUACGUCCGAAGUUGCCCACGAGCUCCUUGCGAAGCGUGGAGUCACAUUUUCAGACCGACCUCGCCUUUUUUAAGACUCUGUUGUUAGCGACGGAGUUGGCCUUGAAGGGGCUCAAUAUCCUUAUGAUGAAUUAUACUGAGCAAUUUCGUCAACAUCAGAGGCUACAGGUCUCGGUCUUAAAUACGACGGCGGCAGCCGCCUAUUACCCUAUCUAG
Messenger RNA from Penicillium subrubescens, 252 nucleotides. RefSeq lists its product as uncharacterized. The record is from RefSeq and is a predicted model, not a curated record. Bases 1 to 252 code for a protein of 83 amino acids. Lineage: Eukaryota; Fungi; Ascomycota; Eurotiomycetes; Eurotiales; Aspergillaceae. The transcript has 2 exons.